AUGUCAAACUACACGGAUUACUUGAAGGAUCUCUACUACACUCCCGGUAAACCGGGAGCAUUUGCUGGUCCCGAAAAAUUGUAUCAAGCCGUUAAACAGGAAGGCAAAUACAAGAUUGGCAGAAGGAGAAUAAGACAAUUUUUAAACAACGAAGACUCAUAUAGUCUUUAUAAGCCUAUUCGUAAGACGUUUCCGCGCUCUAAAGUAAUAGUGAACACAAUCGACUCUAUGUGGGAUGGUGACUUAGCCGACGUCAGUAAUAUUGCAUCUCACAACGACGGUUACAAAUUCUUAUUGGUUUUAAUUGACAUAUUUAGUCGAUAUUUAUUUAUAGUCCCCUUGACAAAUAAACAUCAUCAAAACAUCAUCGAUGGUUUAAAAUCAGUUUUUCAAACUGGACGAAAACCACACACCCUUAGAACAGACAAAGGUAGCGAAUUCAAAAAUCGUUGGGUAAAGACGUUUCUGAAAAAAGAAGGAAUUAACGUGAUAUACACACAAAAUGAAACCAAAGCAAAUUAUGCGGAGAGAGUGAUUCGUACCAUGAAGAACCUUAUGUAUCGCUAUUUCAUGAAAAACAAAACUUACCGAUUUGUGAAUGUGUUGCAAGACUUGGUGAAAAGUUACAACAACAGACCUCACAGAUCUUUGGGUGGCAAUGCUCCCCUUACUGUCAACCAGGGAAAUGCUGAUGAAAUAAGACUCGAUGCUUAUCUUGCGGGAACAAAACCAAAAUCGGAUCUGAGAAAAAAGAAUGGUAACCAGCAUACAUCCAAGAAAACAAUGAAAAAAAGAGUAAAACCAUUUUUCAAGUUAAAAGUUGGAGAUAAUGUCAGGAUAUCACAGCUUAAACACCCUUUUCAAAGAGACUAUCAACAGAAAUGGACAGAAGAAUUUUUCAAAGUCGUUAAAAGAUACAAAAGGGGUCAAAUACCUGUAUACAAAGUACAAGAUUUGGCAGACGAUCCUAUAGAAGGCACCUUCUACCAAUCUGAGCUUCAAAAAGUUGUCAAGUCUGAAGAUGUUGCCUAUAGAGUUGAAAAAAUUCUUAAAAGGAGGCGUCGUGGAAAAACCAAAGAAGUAUUUGUAAAAUGGGAAGGAUGGCCUAAGAAAUUCAAUUCUUGGAUUCCAGAAAGCUCUCUGGAAAAGCAAUAA
Molecule: messenger RNA, 1155 nt
Organism: Ostrea edulis (European flat oyster)
Lineage: Eukaryota; Metazoa; Mollusca; Bivalvia; Ostreida; Ostreidae
Exons: 1
Coding region: 1-1155 (384 amino acids)
Biological process (GO): DNA integration
Molecular function (GO): nucleic acid binding
Source: RefSeq, a predicted model, not a curated record